Molecule: messenger RNA, 3428 nt
Organism: Cherax quadricarinatus
Lineage: Eukaryota; Metazoa; Arthropoda; Malacostraca; Decapoda; Parastacidae
Gene: AstA
Product: allatostatin A
Molecular function (GO): neuropeptide hormone activity
Source: RefSeq, a predicted model, not a curated record
UCUUCCACACGGGGCAGACUGUGUCGACGCUUCCCCAUCGUCAGUAAUCUCACAGAAAGGAAAAACAAACAAAACAAAGAUAAAGAGCCUCAUCCUAUCCUAGGUUCCCCUUUUUCUUCCCUCCUCCCUCAUCCACCGUUCCAUCUCAACCGUAAUAUUCUUUGAGCGUUUUCGCGUAUCAAACCAACUUAACAUUGGAGUUUCUCAACGCCAAGACAACUUCUCCUCGCCCAGAUUUUCAGCAGAACAAGGGUCGCGGGACUAGGAUGCUCGGCCGACAUGGCGGGUUGGGCGCUUGUGUCGUGGCGGGGAUGGCCACACUUGUGCUGCUGACAACUUCCACCGCUGCUCAUGACUACUACCUCGACGACCAGGACGAUACUUCACGCCUCCUCGAUGUGCUACAAUACUACGACACAGAACCCAACUAUGUAUAUGACUACGGCAAGCACAAUACCUACGGCUUCGGCUUGGGCAAGCGGGCACCGAGCUAUGGAUUUGGCUUGGGCAAGCGUGAUGGCAUGUACUCCUAUGGCCUCGGAGACAGACCGGAUAUAUACUCCUUCGGGCUAGGAAAGAGAGCGGAUAUGUACUCCUUCGGACUAGGAAAGAAAGCAGACCAAUACUCCUUCGGGCUGGGAAAGAAAUCGGGAAAUUACAACUUUGGUCUUGGCAAGAGAAGCGUCGCCAAUGUUUUCUCAGUCCCAGAGGACUCGAAGUCGGAGGACGAGGCACCAACGGCUAGGACGAAGAGAGAAGCUAGCGCUGCUGAAGACAGCCAGGAAGACAAAAGGUCCAAACUUUACGACUUCGGUGUAGGGAAAGAAGAUCCCGAAGAGGACAAACGAAACCGCCAAUACUCUUUCGGUCUCGGCAAGAGAGAACACAAUGACGAUGAAAAGAGAUCCCGUCAGUACUCCUUUGGCCUUGGGAAACGUGAACCUGAUAUGGACCUGGACAAAAGGCCUAGGAACUAUGCCUUUGGACUUGGAAAACGUGAUCCUGACUUAGAUCUGGACAAAAGACCCAGGAACUAUGCUUUUGGCCUUGGGAAACGUGAACCUGAUAUGGACCUCUACAAAAGACCUAGGAACUAUGCCUUUGGCCUUGGAAAACGCACCUCCGACGAGGAAGAAGACGAUGAUGAUGAGCAAUAUUAUCCAUACGGGCUCAGAAAGAGACCCAGAAUUUACAGCUUCGGUCUUGGCAAACGCAGCCUUGGGGUCGCGGACGAUUACGACGAACUUAACGACGAGGAGGAGGAUGAAGAACUAGGGGACUUUGAACAGUAUGGUGAGGACCUCAAGAGGACUGCUUCUUACGGAUUUGGUCUGGGCAAGAGAGGCAACGUGCUCAGUAAUGGAUUCGGCAGAAGGUCGUACGACUUUGGCCUUGGAAAGAGAGCUGCAGGACAAUAUGCUUUUGGCCUAGGCAAAAAAGCUAACCCAUAUUCCUUCGGUCUAGGAAAGAGGGCCGGGCCUUAUGCCUUUGGCCUUGGGAAAAGAGGUGGACCUUAUGCUUUUGGUCUGGGAAAGAGGGCUGGGCCUUAUGCCUUUGGCCUUGGGAAGAGAAGUGGACCUUAUGCAUUUGGCUUGGGAAAGAGAGCUGGUCCUUACGCCUUUGGUCUAGGUAAAAAAGUUGACCCAUACGCCUUCGGUCUUGGUAAGCGAUCUGGUCAGUAUGCAUUUGGGUUGGGUAAGAAGUCUGGACAAUACUCCUUUGGUCUUGGCAAGCGGUCUGGUCCAUACUCCUUUGAUCUUGGCAAGAAUGUCGACUACGACUCUUCAGAUGCAUACACCCUUGGGAGGCGCUCGGGGACUUACUCCUUCGGCCUUGGCAAGAGGGCUGGUCCUUACAACUUUGGCCUUGGGAAACGUGAAGCCAGUGACGAUGCUCACCAAGAGGAAAAUCGUGAACCUGUAGCGGAACAAGCGUCAUCCUAGGUCCCUCUCCAGGGUGUUCUACGCUUCUUAGACAAUAAAAUUAUUCCCAUCUUAACUCCCUGAUGAGACCGAAUUCUAAAACAUGUCUUUGGGCAAGAAAUCCUACCUAUAUAUACCUAUAUACCUCCUGGUGUUACCUGGCUAACUAGGCUGUGUUAUGCAAGCGGCUAAGCUAUACACAGUUUAGUCAUUGUCUAGAGAUAUUUUGUUCUCAGCAAGAUGUUCUGUCCCUUUAAAUAUAUGGCUGGAUUUAGGUUAAAUAAAUGUGUCAGUUGACUAAAUGGCGGUAAGACUCUCAACUUGCUUUUGAAUUCGGUCUUGCAUUCCCACCCUCUAAGGUAAAUAAUAAACACAUAGACUCUAGCUUCAUUUCUCUUAUUUCCUACAUCUUGCAAAAUUGAGAUAAAACGUUUAGGUCAGCUAUCGCCAGUACAAUCCCGAACAUUAACACCACGGAGUGUUGCCUACAUUUUAUAGGGAGAUGUGUGGUUUAACUUAUAAACUUUGUAGUCAAUAUAUAAUAUACUAUUAAACGUGUGGCAGUGCAGGGGAUGAUGGACAAGACAACUAUUAUAAAGUCAUUGCGACUCCUUUCUUGGCUAGGAGAAUAAUGUGACUUACUAAUACCUCAGUGGCUAUGAUCUCAUUAAGGCUAGGCUAUAUUUAUAUACAUAGAUUUAAAUAUAUAUUUUAUUUUUCAUUAGUAUUAGGUUUAAGAUAAAUGAUGCUAAAGAUAUUAUUAUAACUAUUUUAAUUACACAAAUAAAUAAAUCAUUAUAUUUCUCCUAUCUAUAAUUUCAGUCAUGCUUUGGUCUAUGCGUUAAUGCUGGUGGUCGUAAUAUUGGAAGCUACACAUAUCUCACUACAAGAUUCAGGGCACAUGUAUUCACAGACUUCAAUUGACGUAAUAUUUAUAGAUAUUUUCUUAAAUGCCUUUCAGAUUAAGAGUCACAUUAACUAGGAGUCAAAUAACGGUUUAAAGAAAGGAUUACUGACGAGGCUGUCGUAUUUCUGUUAAUGACCAUGAACUUAAGCAUAAUGAAACUGAUCAGUCAUCUUGAGAUCACUGAAGACUGAUCUCGAAACUGAUAUUUUCUUCGGUGUGCAUUUAAUGGAUACAUUUACAUAAUAAGGAGUGCAGGUGUUUCCAAGGCUCAGGUUGUCAACAAGACUGCAACCUAGCAAGUAAGGCAGUCUGUAUAAUCUCACACAGAACGAUUUAAAGUUUCAGCUUCUACCUAUUAUAACUUGUCCAAAUCCCAUAUAAGACAUUUUUAAAUUUUGGUACCGGAGUGCUUCCGAGAAGAUAUACAAUUAAAAAAAAAAAAGCUUUGAAUAGCAGGGUCACACUAUAUCUGUAUUUGAAGUGUGCACGACUGAGUCCGUUCCUUGUGUGGCUCAAGUCAUCCCAUUGCUGUGAGGCUGAACAUGUAGUAUUAUGCUCUGUAACUAUCGAAUGUAUAUCAAAAUAAGAUUUUGAAGCUA